GUUAGGGUUGCAGGUUAUGAAGCUCUUGUCUUGUUCUCUUCGUCCUCCUCUGCAAACUCCUGUUCCUUGCCUUACAAGCAAACCAUGUCUGCCUUUGUCGGCAAGUACGCAGAUGAGCUGAUCAAGACGGCCAAGUACAUAGCCACACCCGGAAAGGGGAUAUUAGCGGCGGAUGAGAGCACUGGAACCAUAGGGAAACGGCUGGCGAGCAUCAAUGUCGAGAACAUCGAGUCGAACCGUCAGUCUCUCCGGGAGCUUCUCUUCACUUCCCCCGGUGCACUCUCUUACAUCUCCGGCGUUAUCCUUUUCGAGGAGACCCUUUACCAGAAAACCUCUGAUGGCAAACCCUUCGUCGAUGUCCUCGAGGAAAACGGAGUUAUCCCCGGGAUAAAAGUAGACAAGGGUGUGGUCGAACUAGCCGGGACCAAUGGUGAGACCACCACGCAGGGUCUGGACUCGCUUGGACAACGUUGCCAGCAGUACUACAAGGCUGGAGCACGGUUUGCCAAGUGGCGUGCCGUCCUGAAGAUUGGGCCCACCGAGCCAAGCGAACUGUCCAUCCAAGAGAACGCAAAGGGGCUUGCACGUUAUGCCAUCAUCUGCCAGGAGAAUGGGCUGGUCCCUAUAGUCGAGCCGGAGGUUCUGACCGACGGGAACCACGACAUCAAGAAAUGCGCCGCCGUGACCGAGACGGUUCUUGCCGCCGUUUACAAGGCUUUGAAUGAUCAUCAUGUUCUUCUUGAAGGCACUCUGCUUAAACCCAACAUGGUCACACCAGGCUCCGACAGCCCAAAGGUGGGACCGGAGGUGAUAGCGGAGUACACGGUGGCGGCUCUCCGCCGGACAGUACCGCCGGCCGUUCCAGGGGUCGUGUUUCUGUCGGGAGGGCAGAGCGAAGAGGAAGCGACACUGAACCUGGACGCCAUGAACAAGCUCGAGGUCCUGAAACCAUGGACGCUAUCCUUCUCCUUCGGGCGAGCUCUUCAGCAGAGCACUCUCAAGACGUGGGCCGGGAAGAAAGAGAAUGUCACCAAGGCUCAGGCCACGUUCCUCGUCCGGUGCAAGGCCAACUCCGACGCCACCAUCGGAAAAUACGCCGGCGGUGGCGCCGGUACCGGAUCCGCCGCCUCUGAGAGCUUGUUCGAGAAGGGUUACAAGUACUAGACGAUUUUGCGAAAGAAAUGAAAGGUGUCAGCUUUGGUGGUUUGGGGGUUAUAUAUGGAAAUUUCAUAUGUAUAUGUGACGUGGGUUUAACUCUAUAAUGUCGGAGAUUUGGUCCGUGUUAACUGUCUUUAUAUAUCGUCGUUUUUUUUGUCGUUAUUAUGUUUCGUUUUGCCAAGGAAAAAAAGGGAUAAGGUUUUCCCCAAACU
Messenger RNA from Tarenaya hassleriana, 1370 nucleotides. RefSeq names its product fructose-bisphosphate aldolase 5, cytosolic. The transcript has 4 exons. Gene Ontology annotation, cellular component: cytosol. Gene Ontology annotation, molecular function: fructose-bisphosphate aldolase activity. Gene Ontology annotation, biological process: fructose 1,6-bisphosphate metabolic process; glycolytic process. The coding region runs from base 85 to 1164 and encodes 359 amino acids. NCBI's taxonomy places the organism in Eukaryota, Viridiplantae, Streptophyta, Magnoliopsida, Brassicales, Cleomaceae. The record is from RefSeq and is a predicted model, not a curated record.